AUGGUUUCUAGUUAUCAUUUAUUUUAUUCAAGAAAAGAUGUGAUUAAGGGAUGGGCAAAUGAAGUUCAUGAAGUUAUAAAUUCAAAGCCAUCUUCGCUUGUUGGUGCAGCAUCAUCAUAUUUAACGUCAUUUUCUUCAAGUGGAUCUUCAUACAACAUGCCACAAUCUACUAGUAAUACCAAUCAAUACCAUGCUUUAGGAAUAUUAUAUUUGAUUUAUGACAUGAUAGAAUGGCAAUAUACGGCCAAAAUUUUAGAGGAGGAUCCUAAAGCUACUGCUGUUGGUGUAAGUGUAGAUGAUCCAGAAAUGUUUAGAUGGAUGACAAUGAUGAUAAGAGACAAAACAACAUUAUACUUAAAAUUAAUGGAAGAUGAAUUUGGUGCUGAAAAAAUGAUUCUACUUGUUGCACUUGAAAAACAAUUGGUACAAUAUGCUAUGCAAACUAUUAGAGUAUCAUCACCCAUCAUCUCAGGAAUUGUUAAUUCUUCAAUUAUUAGUACAAGUAGAGAUGCAACCACACCAAUUGAUCAACGGCAAGUUUAUGUACAACAAUUGGAAAGGAUAACUGAAAUAACAGCAUUUGGAUCCUUAUUCAAAAGUUCUAAAGCAAUCAGAAAAGUUGGGUUAGAUGAUAGACUUUUGGUUGAGGAGUUUGUUAUGCCAGCACCAACAUUAUCAUAUUAUCAACCCAGAUCAGUAUAUGUUGCAUUUAAGAAAGUAAAUCCUGAAGAAUAUCCUCUUGCAAAUUUUUCAAAUACAUUGAAAUUAUUAAAGAAUGUGAUCCAACAACCAGAGAAUCUCAAUAACAAGGAUUUGAAGGUGAAUAUUUGA
Molecule: messenger RNA, 831 nt
Organism: Entrophospora candida
Lineage: Eukaryota; Fungi; Glomeromycota; Glomeromycetes; Entrophosporales; Entrophosporaceae
Source: the annotation of a GenBank genome assembly